Molecule: messenger RNA, 288 nt
Organism: Staurois parvus
Lineage: Eukaryota; Metazoa; Chordata; Amphibia; Anura; Ranidae
Source: the annotation of a GenBank genome assembly
AUAAUAAUAAUAUACGGUAGAUCACGUGCUGUCAGAAGAUAUUAUUUUGAGAGAUACAGCAGAAUUUCUUUGCAGGCCAGUACUGCACUAUUUCGUGACCAGGGGCGGACUGACCAUUUGGAAACUCGGGCACUGCCCGAGGGCCUGGGGUCAGUAGGGGGCCCCAUGAGAUGCCCCUGGUACCUUUUUCAUAGGCUUUUUUGAGUUUAGGCAAGGACACAGGGGCCCCAUGAUCCCCUAUUGCCCGGGGGCCCCAUGAGUUGUCAGUCCGCCCCUGUUCGUGACUGA